Molecule: messenger RNA, 1547 nt
Organism: Pseudophryne corroboree (corroboree frog)
Lineage: Eukaryota; Metazoa; Chordata; Amphibia; Anura; Myobatrachidae
Gene: FIS1
Product: fission, mitochondrial 1
Exons: 5
Coding region: 64-519 (151 amino acids)
Biological process (GO): peroxisome fission; autophagy of mitochondrion; mitochondrial fission
Cellular component (GO): peroxisomal membrane; mitochondrial outer membrane
Molecular function (GO): protein binding
Source: RefSeq, a predicted model, not a curated record
ACGACGCCGGAACGUGAUAUAAGGACGGCUGGGCGGGGUCUGGUCACUCCUCUUCCGCGCAGGAUGGAGGCCGUGCUCAAUGACCUGGUUGCUGUGGAGGAUCUUGUGAGAUUUGAGAAGAAGUACCUGGCCGAAGUCGGCGCCGGCGCGCUCAGUAAGAGCACCCAGUUUGAAUACGCCUGGUGUUUGAUCCGCAGCAAGUACUCCGACGACAUCCAGAAAGGGGCUGUGCUUCUGGAAGAUCUUUUGCCAAAAGGAGGUAAAGAGGAACAGCGGGAUUACCUGUUUUACCUGUCAGUGGCACAUUACCGGCUAAAGGAAUAUGAGAAGUCACUUAAGUAUGUCCGAAGUCUUCUGCACAAGGAACCAAAGAACACCCAGGCCCUGGAGCUGGAGAAAGUGAUAGAGAAAAAGAUGCAAAAAGAAGGACUAGUUGGCAUGGCCAUCGUCGGCGGGAUGGCCCUGGGAGUUGCCGGUCUCGCUGGGCUCAUCGGUCUGGCUAUUUCCAAAUCCAAAUAAAGAAAUUUUUGCCACUCAAGGCCUCUUUAUUCCUUUUGCACAAUUUUAUCCCGGUCAUCAGCCUCCUCCUAAUCGCACCAGCUGCGGAGACCUCCAGAUACAAGCCUGGUCAUCUCACCGUGUGGCAGGAACCAGCAGUUACCUAAUCGCCUAGCGUAGAUGCCUUGGACACUUGCUAAUAAUCUGUAACAUGUAGCGGAGCCUGAACGCCUAUCAUCUAUGCCACGUUAUCGGUCACUGUGCUCCUCCGUUACGAUUACUGUCUAGUCCUCUUAAUAUUGAGCGAGAAUGAAUCCUGUGCUUUGUUUAUUUGUACAAUGAAAUUCUCUUACCCUCUAUAAAGGUGUGUUCUCCUAAAGCUGCUGCGUACACUGCUUAAAUGGCAGAAGUACAGUAUGUACACGCUUCACUAGUUUCUUAUAGUAUUGGAAAUUCUGACACGGAUUCCCCCGAGGCCUACCGGCUUCCCAGUAACUAUUAAUUGUCCGGCUCUGAAAUCAUUCUGUCCUUGUAGCUCGGGCUUUGUGCUUCGAGAUAUCGAUUUACGUUAACAAAAUCUCACCGCCAGACCCGUUUUUCAGGCUCUCUGGGUCUGUAAUGGUUUUUGCGUUGUUAAAAAAUUUCAGUAGCAUUGUUUGGAAUCAGCAGGGGGCGCUGUGCAGCCGUUCUCUUCAUCACUCUCCUUCCAAGGCUUCGUUCUCGGCGCUCUGGGAUGUUUGCGUCCUGGGCCGGGUUAUCGAGUCACUGGACCCCAGAUAAAUAUUUGGAGACUUGUUGAUUCUCCGUCGUCAAGGACCAGUCACAUUGUGUUUGGAAGACAAUGACCGAGCACAGCGGAGUCUGCCUCUGUUUGCUCAGGUGAGAUCAUCUUGGCUAAGGGAUUGAUUGAACCGUGCAUUGGUGACUUCUGCAAACUCGCCCAGAUGAAAGCUUGUUUUGUUCAGCCGCAGAUUGCGGAGUUUCAUGUAAAGUUCUAGAUAGCUCAGAAACCCAGAAAUAAUUAUUUAUUAAUAAAAUGUCUGCUCGCA